UCGGCGGCCUGCAGCAAGCCUUGGGUGUUUUAAACGACGCCGCCGGGGACCUCGGCGUGCCUGGCUUGCAGAAGGGUUUGACUGGCUUGUCGACCGUGCUUGCGAUGAUCUAGAAAUCGCAUGGGAAUACCGAAGACAUCGACGAUUUGGCGAAGAAGGUCGGAGACUUGACCGCAAUGGUGAAGGAAUGCACAGAGUUACAUGGAUCAAAUAUAUCCUCUCCAAUGCAGGCGAGAGUAGACCGAUUGUUAUCCUCCUGGAAGGCAAUCAACGACGAGGCUGUAGAUCUCAAGUCCCGCAACAAGCUGCUGAGAGUAUUGAAGGCCGAUGAGGAAGCAGGGAAGAUCACUAGCUUUGUGCAGAAGUUGUCCUGGUCAAUACAAAGUUUCAUGGUGGAGGGUACCCUGGCUAUCGAGUUUGCUCUGGAUGACCAUGCGCGCUUCUCGAAAGAGAGUUCCCAGCGUGUCGAGAAGAAGCUUGAUGUUAUCCAAGACGACAUUCAACGUCUGCGAAUGCUCUCCCGUCCUGAGGGUAACUCCGUACCACCCUAUGCGGUCUCGGCACGAUUCGAAUGUCGCCCGGAGCGCACAGCUUGCCUCGAAGGGACGCGUACCGACACUUUGGAGAGUGUCUCUACCUGGGCAGUCGGUCGACAGGCAACGGGCCACGCAGAUGCUGCUGCUGUAAACACCAUUCACGAUCGAAGAAAUGUUUACUGGCUAAAUGGCUUUGCUGGUGCCGGCAAGACAACGAUUGCAUAUACUAUCGCAGAACGCUGUCACGCGCAGGGCAUCCUAGGCGCAAGCUUCUUCUGUUCUCGCUCGGAUACCGACUGCAGCAGCCCGACAAUGAUCUUCACGACAAUCGCGUACCAGCUCGGAUUGUUCUACAGACCCCACCGGGACCUGGUUGCAGAGAUACUUCAGAAGGACCCCCUUCUAGUUUACUCUAGCGUCUCUCACCAGUUUGAGGAACUGAUACUGAAGCCUCUUACACAGCUCCGUGAUGCCUUUCCUCCAUGCGUUGUGGUAAUUGAUGCACUCGACGAAUGUCGAGAUCCCCAGAUCACAUCCGCAGUCCUAUCGACUCUGCUGAAGCACGCACAAGAUCUCCCCCCACUCCGGUUUUUCCUUACCAGCCGCCCCGAGCAGCAUAUCGUCACUAGCUUUGAUACUCCUGGCUAUCGUGAUGUCUUCAACAAGCUUCUCCUGCACGAAGUCGCAUUGGAGUCUGCCACCACCGAUAUCGAAUGCUACUUUACGGCAUCCCUGUUGGAUACCGCGAGGUGCUUCAAGCUGGCGGAGUCCUGGCCCGACAAAGCAGACGUCAAAAUAUUGAGUCAGAUGGCGAAUGGUGUGUUCAUCUUCGCAGCGACCGUCGUCAAGUUCAUCGAAGAUCGGAACUACAACGACCCUGAGGGGCAGCUCAAGAUACUUACGUCCGCCGCCGUGUCUCGCGGCUCCCACCGAUUGCUCGACCACUUGUACCUUCAAGUGCUCAACACCGCAUUCUCGACGUGUCGAAGGGCCUCUCAGGACGUGUAAAAUCUGUCCUAGGCUCCGUCGUAGUUAUUAAGGAUCCGCUUCCUCUUUCCGGUCUUGCUCAUCUGGUCGGACUUUCGUCUGGUGCAGUUCAUAACUCACUCAUGGGUCUUCAUUCCAUUCUCGUCGUCCCGGAGCUCGAAGAAUCUGCAUCAAGUAUCCGCAUCAUCCACCCGACCUUUGCCGAGUUCCUACUGGACCCCGACCGUUGCACAAGCCGCUCAUUCGUCACUAAUUCACAGCGACAGCACACGCUGUUGCUCCACGGAUGUCUCGAAGCUUUUAACGAGCUCAAACGAGAUUUGUGCGACAUUCGAGACCCUUCCCUACUCAACAACGAGAUCCACUCAACAACGAGAUCCCUGAUCUGUCGAGUCGCUUGGAAAAAGCGAUCCCUCCUCACUUGAGGUAUGCGUGUCGGCACUGGACCACUCAUCUUUUGAACGGGGAGCUUUCGGACGAAAUCAUAGACGGGCUUCUGGAGUUUACAGAAAAGCGACUACUGUACUGGGUCGAAGCCUGCAGUCUUCUCGGGCUGUUGAGAGAUGCUAUCUCUGCUCUCAAUGAGUCUCAGCGCAGGCUUGUGGACCUUGACGAUGAACGGACUUGGCAGAUUGCGCUCCUCUUGAACGAUUGCGAACGGCUCAUCGUCGGCUACUUUCCCGCUAUCAGUGGUUCGGCCUUGCAGCUGUACUACUCGGUUCUGUCGUUCAUCCCGGGACAAACCACGCUUGCGGAGGUGUAUGCGGGGGAGUGUGUCGAGGGGAGCUCCAUCGGGGUUUUCGAAGGCCGGACGGCAUUGUGGAACGCCUGCCUGGGCACGGUCAUCGCACAUGGGGGCACGUAUGUCAUCGCUGUUGACUUUUCGCCUGAUGGCAAGACAAUUGUCUCGUCAGGAGAAGAUACCAAGAUCCGACUCUGGGACGCACUCACUUGCACCUUGCUUUUGGUUUUAUCCGGUCAUUCGGGCGCCGUUCGCUCUGUCAAAUAUUCCCCUAGACGGGACUCACAUUGUUUCUGCUGCCGACGAUGGUACGGUCAAGAUCUGGGACGUCGUGUCUGGCAUCCUUGUCCGCACCUUGACAGAGAGCAUGAGUCCCGUUUUCUAUACUGCCUUCACUCCCGACGGUGGGCGUAUCAUAUCUGGCUCCGCGGAUCACUCCCUUAAGAUCUGGGAUGCUGUCACAGGUUCUUGUUUGACUACCCUGACAGAGCACCAGGCGGCGAUCACCUCCGUUGCUAUAUCCCCAGAUGGCCUUUGGAUGGCGUCAAGCUCAUCGGAUGUCAUUUAUCUGUGGAGCUUGGAGGCUCCGCACGCUUAUCGUAUCUUGAAGCCGAAGGGCGCGUCCAGAUAUGCUGUCGCUUUCUCCCCAGACAGCUCCCAGGUUCUGACUGCUCCCAGUUCCGGAUUCGAUGGCCAGCUUGCCGCGUGGGAUGUUAAGACCGCAAAAUGUCUUCGCAAACUCAAGUCGUCAGGCUGGCCCUACCUGAGCGUCAAUGGUAUCGGCUUUCCCGCGGCAGGAGACCAGUUCGCAUGCGGGUCUCACAGCCACACGGUCCUCGUCCUAGACCUUGCUCGUGGUGAGCUUCGGCGGAUAUUCGCUGGUCACACUGAGCUUGUUACCUGCGUCACGUACAACCGAGAUGGAACUCGCGUCGCAUCUGGCUCCCGGGACGGUACUGUCCGGUUAUGGGACGUGGCGAAGUACGCCAUGAAUGUGGCGCAGCCCAGAAAUUCGAGCUGGUACUCCGACCUGGGGGCGAACACUCUAGAUAACUACUCUACCGUGUUCUCUCACCAUGGGGCCCGCGCACUAUCAGGAAUCAACAACUGGACGGUCGAAGUGGAGAAAACGGAUACGUGGGAUUGGGCCUGCGAGGCUCUGGAUAUAGAUGCAGACAUUCUCUGCACGGCGUUCUCGCCAGACGAUUCAGCAAUCCUCGCAGCCUCGGUGGAUCAUGGCAAAGUGGCGCUGUGGGACACUGCUACAGGAUCGCUGCGCGCCGAAUUCGCAGGUACCUGUCACAACAGUGUGCUAUUUCCGGACUGGGCCACCAACGAGAGAAAAGGGCACCCUCGUCCUGAAGACGGACUUAUGUGGACCUGCGUUCUAGGCUACAUGCCGCACUGCUUCGGUGGCCAGUCCUCAUCCAUGAUGUUCUCGCAUGAUAGCCGAUACGUCGUUACUGGAUCCAUCCUCCCUGGCACGAAAGACAAAGACACCCCAAUGAACUCUCCAGACACCUCCGCUCGCCUGUAGGACGUUGCGACGGGCAAACUCGUUCGUGAAUUCGUGGGGCACGAGGGCGCAAUCUACUGCGUUGCUUUCUCCCUUGAUAGCAGACGCAUCGCAACAAGCUCCGCCGACAAAACUGUCAUCGUUUGGGGCGCUUCCACCGGGCAGUCGUUGGCGACGUGUAGAGGACAUUACACGACCGCUUCUUCAGUGGCUUUCUCUCCUGACGGAAUACGUAUCGCGUCGGGGAGUGAAGGUGGUCGUAUCUUGGUGUGGAAAUCUGAGGACGGCUCAUCGCUCCAAUCGUUCGCGGGACAUACGAAGUCAGCAUGGUCGGUUGCCUUUACUCCUGAGGGGAGUGUUCUCAUUUCCUCCUCCGAAGACAAUACCGUACGUCUUUGGGACGAUGAAACGGCUGCUUGUCUCGUCAUCCUCAGUACAGAUACUUGGUAUCGCGCCAUCCGUCUAUCCCCUGAUGGCUCGGGUCUUGUAGUCAACGACGACGGGCGGGUCGUUCGGCUCUGGGCCCUUCCCGACGCGGACGCAAAGACGGCGUCAACACCGCUUCCCUGGCUUUCGCGCCGCGUUUGGCCCAUGUACUACAUGGAGGACGGCUGGAUUAUGUCUCUGACCCCGUCUCGACGGAUGCGGAUGUGCUGGGUACCAACAGACUGGCAGAUCUUGAAGGGAUACUAUGGAAAUAAUGUUGUGUUGAAGCAUCGGCGUAAGUUAAAUUUUUCAGGGCUGACGAGAUACCUAGAGAGUCUGCGCAGUGAUAAUAUAUAACAGAGUAUUCGAUGUAUAUAAA
Phanerochaete carnosa HHB-10118-sp is the source of this 4586-nucleotide messenger RNA. RefSeq lists its product as uncharacterized. The transcript is spliced from 9 exons. Lineage: Eukaryota; Fungi; Basidiomycota; Agaricomycetes; Polyporales; Phanerochaetaceae. The record is from RefSeq and is a predicted model, not a curated record. The coding region runs from base 2633 to 3802 and encodes 389 amino acids. Gene Ontology annotation, molecular function: protein binding.